GUGAGCGGAGUGCGAGACCCUUAGAGCCCCUGUCUGUGAGAUCCAGCGAGGAGGCCGCGGGGAUCUGUUGCUUCAGGCAGAGGCCUGCUCUCUGAUAAAUAGAUUCUCAAACCCCAGAACCAUCUUGGUUGGAUUAUCGUCCGGGAUUUGUCUUGCUACAGUGAAGACCCCACUGGAAGUAAUUUGCGAAUGGGAUGAAUCCGCCAUUGCUGAGCUUCUUCCCCUUUCAGCUCAGUGAAUGACAUUAUCUAACGGGUGACCUUACCUAGUUAUGUUUCCAUUUUCACAACACCCCAUUUGAGUUUGCUUGUCUUUCAAAAAGCAUUCAAAGUGGAGUACCGCAAACUUGAUAUGGAUGGCAAAAAGAAAGACAAGGACAAACCUGAUGAAAGAAUGGCCCGGCCUAGUGGCCGAUCAGGUCACAACACACGUGGUACUGGGUCUUCGAACUCUGGAGUGUUGAUGGUCGGGCCUAAUUUUCGAGUAGGAAAAAAGAUUGGAUGUGGCAAUUUUGGAGAACUGAGAUUAGGGAAAAAUCUGUACACAAAUGAAUAUGUGGCAAUUAAACUGGAACCCAUGAAAUCCAGAGCACCACAACUACAUUUGGAAUACAGGUUCUACAAGCAGUUGGGAUCUGGAGAUGGAGUACCUCAGGUUUACUAUUUUGGUCCUUGCGGUAAAUAUAACGCCAUGGUGCUGGAACUACUAGGACCAAGCCUGGAAGACUUAUUUGACUUGUGUGACAGAACAUUUUCCCUCAAAACAGUUCUUAUGAUAGCCAUACAACUGAUAUCUCGGAUGGAAUACGUUCACUCGAAGAACUUGAUAUAUAGAGACGUAAAACCAGAGAACUUCUUGAUAGGUCGCCCAGGAAACAAGAACCAGCAAAUAAUUCAUAUAAUAGAUUUUGGAUUGGCGAAAGAAUACAUAGAUCCAGAAACCAAGAAGCACAUACCCUACAGAGAACACAAGAGCCUUACAGGAACAGCUAGAUAUAUGAGUAUAAAUACACAUUUAGGAAAAGAGCAAAGUAGAAGAGACGAUUUAGAAGCAUUAGGACAUAUGUUCAUGUAUUUUCUACGAGGCAGUCUGCCGUGGCAAGGUUUAAAGGCUGAUACAUUAAAAGAAAGGUAUCAGAAAAUCGGAGACACCAAGAGAGCAACGCCGAUUGAAAUACUUUGCGAAAACUUCCCAGAAGAGAUGGCUACGUACCUUCGCUAUGUCCGAAGACUAGACUUUUUCGAGAAGCCAGACUAUGACUACUUACGGAAACUUUUCACAGAUUUGUUUGAUCGAAAGGGAUACAUGUUUGACUAUGAAUAUGACUGGAUUGGAAAACAACUGCCUACUCCUGUUGGCUCCAUUCAUGCUGAUCCAGCUCUUUCAUCAAACAGAGAAGCACAUCAACAUAAAGAUAAGAUGCAACAAGCCAAAAACCAGUCGGCAGACCACAGGGCAGCUUGGGACUCCCAGCAGGCUGACCCCCAGCAGCUAAGAGCUCACCUAGCAGCUGACAGACAUGGUGGCUCGGUACAGGUUGUGAGUUCGACAAACGGGGAGCUGAACACGGACGAUCCGACAGCAGGACACUCAAACGCCCCAAUCACCGCUCCAGCAGAAGUAGAAGUCCUAGAUGAAACAAACUGCCAGAAAGUGUUGAACAUGUGGUGCUGUUGCUUUUUCAAGCGAAGGAAAAGGAAAACCAUUCAGCGCCACAAAUGACUCUGGAAAAGGACAGACCAUGGGGAAUUACUCACUUGUUCAUCUGCUGUCUUGUGAUAAAAAAAGAAAA
Spea bombifrons (plains spadefoot toad) is the source of this 1792-nucleotide messenger RNA. It is a transcript of the gene CSNK1G3, whose product is annotated as casein kinase 1 gamma 3. The record is from RefSeq and is a predicted model, not a curated record. Gene Ontology annotation, biological process: positive regulation of canonical Wnt signaling pathway; signal transduction; endocytosis. The transcript has 14 exons. Lineage: Eukaryota; Metazoa; Chordata; Amphibia; Anura; Pelobatidae. Gene Ontology annotation, cellular component: plasma membrane; nucleus; cytoplasm. Bases 352 to 1722 code for a protein of 456 amino acids. Gene Ontology annotation, molecular function: protein serine/threonine kinase activity; ATP binding.